UUAAAAAUAUUUUACGGAAGAGAGAAGAUACACAACAGUCCGUGAGCCAGCCUGUGAAAAAUUCCCGGUGAUAUCUAUGAUUUCUGAAGUUACGAGGGAAAGGAAUACAAUUUAGUUGAUAUUUACCAAAAUAUUUGUCGGUGCCUGGGCCCGGAAUACACAGCUAUGGCAGGUGUAAAUGUUCCUCCGGGAUUCCAUGUAGUGGAAAUGAACAGAGUUGGUUGGAUUAUUCCCACCAGGUACCAAAUUAUGCAGGCCAUUGGUACUGGGGCGUAUGGUAGUGUUUGCUCAGCGACUGAUAGAGAAACGCAAAAACAAGUUGCUAUUAAGAAGCUGGCACGGCCAUUCCAAUCUACAAUUCACGCAAAGAGGACAUAUAGAGAACUGAGGCUGCUGAAACAUAUGAAACAUGAAAAUGUUAUUGGACUCUUGAAUGUUUUCACACCAGACCAGUCCCUGGAGACGUUUCAAGAAGUUUACAUGGUAACACAUUUAAUGGGGGCGGACCUCAACAAUAUUGUCCGCACGCAGAAACUGACUGAUGAACAUGUACAGUUCCUUAUUUACCAAGUUAUACGUGGUUUAAAGUAUGUACAUUCAGCUGGCAUAAUUCACAGAGACUUAAAGCCCAGUAAUAUCGCAGUAAAUGAAGACUGUGAACUGAAGAUUCUUGAUUUUGGUUUGGCACGUGCUCUUGAUGAUCAAAUGACGGGCUACGUUGCGACACGUUGGUACAGGGCACCGGAAAUUAUGUUCAACUGGAUGCAAUACACAAAAGCAGUUGAUAUAUGGUCUGUUGGUUGCAUUAUGGCUGAGUUGUUGACAGGCAAAACAUUAUUCCCUGGAACAGAUCAUAUAGACCAACUUACAAGAAUCAUGAACGUCGUGGGAACGCCUUCACAGCAGUUCAUUAAAAAGAUUAAAAGUGAAGAGGCCAAAAGCUACGUCAGUACGUUAGAACAGACAGAGAAAAAGGACUUUAAAAAGUACUUCCUUGGAGCAAACCCAUUGGCGAUUGACCUACUGGAGCAGAUGUUACUGAUGGAUUCUGACGAGAGAAUUACAGCUGCUGCCGCGCUCAAACAUGAUUACUUUGAACAGUACCAUGAUCCUAAUGAUGAGCCAGAUGGCGAGCCGUACGAUGGGGACUUUGAAGAGAUGAAUCUCCGAGUAGAUGAAUGGAAAGAUAAAGUUUAUGAAUUGGUACUCGAAGGGGAACCACAGGAAGCCAUGGUGCAUGACUGAAAAUUGCUGUACCUGUUUGGGGGCGCUAUUUAGAAUUCACCCCAUGUGAAUUUUAGUAACUUGGUAACUGCCAUACUUUCUAAUUGAAUCGUCGUUUUUCUAUCAAUGGAAUUGUGUUAAAAAUAGCACUGUUUUUGUGGUUACUGGACUGUUCCUGUUGAUCUUGUGGCACCAAAGGUGAUGAUGAUAUCUUAUGAGAUUUAUUCAAAAUUGCCUAUUAGAGAAUAGUAAAGCCCAAUAAACUAAAGUGGGUAAAAAGUUAAACGUAUGGAAGGUUGUGUGAUAUCUGUAGGUGUGCUGCCCUCUAUGUUGCCUGCUGGACUAAAGACAAUAAUGAUAAUGCUACAUGACCCUUUUCAGAAUGAUGUCAAAACUUGCCCCGCUCUCUAGAUUUAGAUUAGAACUUUAAAAUGCCUACCACCAUCCUUGUAUGUGCAUUGUUCUUUAUUGACUUGAAAAAUGAAGUAGCCACAGAGAAGUUUUAGCCAUUACAUUUUUUUUUUUAUACAAAAAAGAUUGUAAUUAUAAUCCAACACAUUCACUUGUUUUCUGGUAUGAAAAUAACCCAUGAUGGCAAAGUGUUAUGAAAGAAAAGAGGUAGUUUUUGCAGCACGACGUUAACCUUAACUUUAACGUUGGUACCCAGCAUGCAACGCAAUAGCUCCGGCCCUUUUGUAGACAAAUCGAAAUAAGCAUACGCAAACCCGUAACUAACGUACAUUGAGCAUGUGAAAUCCUGAAAUUAAUGUAUUCUGCAACGCAAGAUGAAUAAAUUAUGCCGUUAGCGUUAAGGUUAACGUCGUGCACCGAAAACUACCUAAUAUUCACUUAGUUUCAUUUGUAAAUAGGUAAUUAUGGUGAUGUUGUUAGAGCACCUCCCAUAGAUUUUGUUGAUGCAUGGUUUAUGUACACAAAUUCAACAUGCUGUUUUGAAUUGCUAUUACAGUCCUGCUGGCAAACAUGAAGUUUACAGUACUGAUAAUUCUUUUAUGAU
Molecule: messenger RNA, 2239 nt
Organism: Anneissia japonica
Lineage: Eukaryota; Metazoa; Echinodermata; Crinoidea; Comatulida; Comatulidae
Product: mitogen-activated protein kinase 14-like
Exons: 9
Coding region: 166-1245 (359 amino acids)
Biological process (GO): intracellular signal transduction; protein phosphorylation
Cellular component (GO): cytoplasm; nucleus
Molecular function (GO): MAP kinase activity; ATP binding
Source: RefSeq, a predicted model, not a curated record